Lucilia cuprina (Australian sheep blowfly) is the source of this 1510-nucleotide messenger RNA. RefSeq names its product serine protease inhibitor 42Dd-like. Gene Ontology annotation, molecular function: serine-type endopeptidase inhibitor activity. Lineage: Eukaryota; Metazoa; Arthropoda; Insecta; Diptera; Calliphoridae. The transcript has 4 exons. The record is from RefSeq and is a predicted model, not a curated record. The coding region runs from base 198 to 1415 and encodes 405 amino acids.
GGUUUUGUAGUGCACAGCCGAGAUUCAUUAUUUGUUUAGAAGUAGUUUAUAAAAGAUAAAGUGAAAUAAUAUAAAUAAUAAAUAUUUAAAUAUACAAACGUGCUUAUUCAUAAAUUAUUAUAAAAUUAAUUAAAAAAAUAAUUGCUAAAAUAUUUUAUCUUGAAAAAUAACAAAAAAUAAAACGCAACCAAACAAAUAUGACUUCAUUGACAAGUACAGUCCUACUUAUAGAAACCAUACUUCUUUCCCACCAAUACAACUACAUAAUGGCUGGAACAAUUGCUCCAUCAGAAUCGGCAAAUCGUAAUCUAUUUGCGGCCGAUUUAUUUUCAGUUAUUGUAGACAAGAAAACCAAUGAAAAUAUAGUCUACUCGCCUGCUUCUAUACAAACAUGUUUAGCUUUAGCCUAUACCGGUGCCGAAGGUGAGACGGCCGAGGAAAUGCGUAAGGUCUUAAAACUCGGUGUCGGUAAUAAAACACAAGUGGCUGAAAAAUAUGGAGAAUUUUUAAAAACUGCCUUCACACAUAGCAAAUCCGAAGAAAAGGGUCCACAACUGAAAAUGGCCAAUCGUGUUUAUGUGAAUAAUCAACUCAAACUUUUGCCCCAGUUCAAUAAAAUCGCUCAAGACUAUUUUCAGUCUCAAGCAGAAAAUGUAGAUUUCACACAAAGUGAAGCGGUAGCGAAACAAAUUAAUAAUUGGGUAGCUCAACAAACCGAAAAUAAGAUACAAGAUCUUUUAACACCCGAUGCGGUAAAUGGCGACACCAGUGCGGUACUGGUAAAUGCCAUUUAUUUCAAGGGCAAAUGGUUGAAUCCCUUUAGUGAGAUUACCACUAGCAAAGCUGAUUUUCAUUUGAACUCUAAGCAAAAAUUGGAAGUUGACACCAUGUAUACCGAUGAUCGUUUUGGUUAUGUUGAAUUGCCUGAAUUGAAAGCGACUGCUUUGGAAAUGCCCUAUGAAAAUUCUGAACUAUCCAUGUUAAUUAUUUUACCAAAUGAAAUUGAGGGUUUGGAAAAAUUGGAAGAGAACUUAAAGGGACUAGACUUGAAUGAUAUUACCUCGAAAAUGUCGGUGGAAAGUGUAGAUGUAUUCUUACCUAAAUUUCGCAUAGAAUUUGAUAUUGAUUUGAAGGAACCCCUAAAGAAGAUGGGCAUGUCCUCCAUCUUUUCAUCGAGUGCUAAUUUCAGUGCCUUAUUUGAUACUUCAACGCCGCAAAAGAUAUCGGAUGUUAAACAUAAAGCAUUUUUAGAUGUCAAUGAAGCUGGUUCUGAGGCAGCUGCUGCUACUUAUUUGAAAAUUGUACCCAUGAGCUUGAAUUUAGAUCAGAAGACUUUCCGUGCCGAUCAUCCAUUUGUUUUUGCCAUACGCAGCAAAACUGCAGUUUAUUUUGCCGGUCAUGUGGCAAAGUUUUAAAUUGACGAAUUAUAUAUUUUUUUAAUUUAGUAUUUUAUUAUUUUAUUUUAAAGUUAUAAUUAUAUACACGUAUUCUUAUGAAAACAAGAAGAAAA